CUUCAGAAUUGAUUUCGUGGAGUUCCAACUUUACCAAUUAAUGUACCCUAACGCGUUCAUCAGAGACGAGAACGCCGAUCCCAAUCCCACACAUACCCAGCCGGCUGAAGAAGCCAGGGUGAAACGGGAGCUGGGGAGGAUGGUCCAGAAGAUACCUCCCGAGUUGGUGCUCAAGUAUCCCCCUCCAGAGCAGUUAAUAAUUCCGCUGCUGGGAUACCAACUUGAAGGUCUCGCUUGGAUGUGUGAACAGGAGACCAAGGAGGACUGUAAGGGGGGUAUAUUGGCUGAUGAGAUGGGCAUGGGGAAGACCAUACAAACGGUCUCGUUGAUUACUAAGAAACUUGUGGGGAGGAAUAACCCCACUCUGAUCGUAUGCACCACUACCUCGAUGCUCCAGUGGGAGGCCGAGAUCAAUAGAUACCUACGGCCUGGCACUGUGAAAAUAUUCCUGUACCAUGGAAAAUCUAAGAUCACUGCUAAGUCCUUGAGAGGAUAUGAUAUCGUUCUGACGACUUACAGAACUCUGGAGGCCGAGUACAGAAAGGAGCUCGAUCAGCUGAAAAGGGCGUGUCCCUACUGCAAGCGCAAGAUACUCCCAGAACUGCUCUUCUCGCAUAAAGAGAAGUGCCCGAAGAGGCCUCGUACCACUUGGACCUAUGACGCCAGCGGCCGAGCCCAUCCCAGUGCACCAGUGUAUCAGCCGAGCGCACCAUCGUCAUCAUCAUCCACCUACCAUCAUCAGGAUGGGGCUCCUCCGACAGGCCAGUCAUUGCGGAAGAAUCUCUUCCAAGAAGAGAACCGUUCAGUUUUGGCCGGCGGAGGUUCGAGGGAGGUCAGAGCGCCUUCGUAUGGUUCUAAUGUCUCGGUUAAUUCUAAUCGGCAGCAAUAUCGUAAUCCGGGAUCCAUGGAGACGAUCAAGGACUUCUUCACUGGUCAAGCCGGCUCGAGAGUGCGGGAGGACCAUCUCGUCAAACAGGAGGAUGUCAAUGAUGACCAUAGAGCACGGAGGGAUCUAGUCGACAUGCUCAAGAGAUUACGGCCGAAAGCUGAGCAGGGCAGAGACUCCAUAGACAACUGCUAUAAGCCGACUUGGAGAACUACACCGUACUCAAGACCGUCCGUGGGUGGCUCUAGUGGUGCCGUGAGACCGAGUACAGGCCCUUCCACAGGACCGUUGCGCAUCAAUCCCUCUAUUUCUGCUAGUUUACAACGCACUAUUGGUGGGUAUAUUGCUUCGAGAGGUAUCGAUCAUGCAGGAGGUUUUAAGGAGGAACAGUGGAUGACAAGGGACAGUCUCGUGGAGCCCUCCUCGGCAGCGGCUGGCAGUAUCAGCUCGUCUUUAAACCAGCACCGAUAUCAUGUCCUUGGUCACGGCCGACCGAGUGGUGCGAGCAUUUCCGUGGAGGAAGAGGCAAAGCCUAUGGUGGUCCGAUUGAAGCCCAGCAGCCCUCUGAGGGAGUGCAGCAAUCUAGGUUAUAUCAAGGUGGAGAACGGAGCCUCGUGGGACUCCGAUCGACAUGAAUGGCGGUCGAGUGUUGGGCCUAUCACUCAGAAGGGUCUCGUCUUCAGUAAUGGUCUACCACGACCUGGUGUGACCGGGAGUUCAGCAGUGCUCGAUGGUCCGACUGUACCUGUCAGUAGGAAGAUGUAUAGUCCUCUCGUAAAGAGGGGAGGACUGCCCGGAAGGCGCCUGGAGGAGAGUCCUCUGCUGGGCUUGGGGAAGCGUAUCAAGGCUGAGGAAAUGGCAGGGAACAAAGAGAACGUCGAUGAUAAUGCGUGGAGUGUCACCGGACCGGUCCGAUCUUACCAGAAACCAUCACCGCAAUGCAGUCCUCUACCGAAACUCUCUACUGCCAACAUGAGCAGUAGCGAAGUGGGAUGGAAAGGGGCUACUAUGGGGAUGCCUCGAUCGUGUGGGCAAGAUAUGGGUGGGGCCCGUCGUAAGGCAGCGGAGAUUGUGAGGCGUGCGGUUAAACCCCGGAGGGUUCGCCUAGCGCAAGCAGCUGUCGAGGACAGUAGCGACGAGACAGGGACUGACAGGUCGGACUUGGAGAACCGAUUGCGCCGUGCAGGGCUAUUGCAUGGUUUGCGCUGGGAGAGAAUAGUCUUAGACGAGGCUCACAAGAUCAAGGCAGCCGGGUCCUCGACCGCUAAGGCCGCGUGUGCCUUGCGGUCGAGGUUCCGAUGGUGCCUGUCGGGAACUCCUCUCCAAAACAAAGUUGGAGACCUUUUUUCGCUGAUAAGAUUCCUCCGGGUUCUGCCGGAGGGCGCUAGGAUGUGCGACUGGGCGGGUUGUGACUGCGUGUUGCUGGACCACCCCAUAGAGAACUGCAAGGCCUGCGGGCAUCCCAGAAUUAGCCACUACAUUUACUUUACACGAUUCAUUGCCAAUCCCAUCAAGAGCCACGGCUUCGAUGCGUUUGAAGGAGCGGAGGGGUUGGAGCUGCUCAGGACGAGGGUUCUCAAGCGUCUCAUGCUGAGGCGCACGAAAGCGGAGAAGCAGAUGGAAGUCCGCCUACCAGAAUUAACGAGUGCACUGCAUACACUUUCGAUGAAACCAAAGGACCGUGAGGUCUACGACAAUCUUUUCGAACUCUACCAGGACAGAAUACGCGGCUAUCUGAGACGAAAUGAAAUCGGCGAGCAUAUGGUUGAGGUGCUCUCGCUUAUCAUGAAGCUCAGAUUGGCUGCAAACCACAAGUAUUUGGUGAAUUCUGGUGACGAUGAAGGAAUGAGGAAAUGCGACGUAUGUGACGACGAUAUCAUCACGGGGUAUGGGGAAGAUGAUCUGGUAUGGAUGGACUGCGGUCAUGAGUUCCACAGGGACUGUGUGGGUACAGCUAGUACGAAUAUCAGCUCAUUGUCGAGCGCUUGCGUGCAGUGUCCCGUUUGUGAGAGCAGCUCGGUUCUACACCAGUCCUGGGCUCAGACUGCUGCUACUACAUCAGCGAUGCCACGCUCAGAGGAAAUCAGAGCUUUACUGUCUCUUUCAAGCUUAUCCCGAAGGAAUAACGUCAUCAGUCAACUGCAAGAGAUGCAUGGCCCUGGUAUACCAUCAUCGUCUAAGAUCGAUGCCCUCAUCACCAGAGUCUUGGAGAUGCGUAGACAGGAUCCCAAUGCUAAAGGGCUGGUAUUCUCCUGCUUUGUCAAGUUGCUGGAGCUCUCACAAUACCACCUCAAAGCCAGAGGGAUUAGCACUUUCAUCAUCCACGGAUCGAUACCCCUCGCCGUUCGCACCAGGAUCAUCCGGGCUUUCAUCGAGUCGCCAGCGUCGGACUGCAGCCUCCUGCUGGUAUCGAUUUCCGCUGGUGGUGAAGGGUUGAACCUCCAAAGGGCGAGUCACGUCUUCAUACUCGAUCCAUGGUGGAACCCGGCCGUAGAGAAGCAGGCCAUACAGCGUUGCCACCGUCUAGGACAGCAGCAGAUUGUGAGGAGUCACCAUCUUAUCUCCGAGAACACCAUCGAGGAGCGAAUCAAGGCUCUCCAGGAGAAGAAGCAAUUGAUCUUCGAUGGCACUAUCGGCGGUAACUUCAAUGGAGCCCUCGAGAAACUCACCAUCGCUGACCUCAAAUUCCUUUUCCAACUCUGAAUUCGUCGUCAUCAUCAUAACCAUCACAGUAGAUGAAGCCACUGUAGGUAUGAUGUCUUAGACGCCUGUUGCGGUACAGGUUGUAGUCUCAUGAUGUCAUGCUAUAACCUAACCAUUAGUUUAUUAUCAA
Perkinsus marinus ATCC 50983 is the source of this 3719-nucleotide messenger RNA. Its product is annotated as DNA repair helicase, putative. The record is from RefSeq and is a predicted model, not a curated record. Gene Ontology annotation, molecular function: ATP-dependent chromatin remodeler activity; ATP binding. Lineage: Eukaryota; Perkinsozoa; Perkinsida; Perkinsidae. Bases 41 to 3589 code for a protein of 1182 amino acids. The transcript is spliced from 15 exons.